Messenger RNA from Paramisgurnus dabryanus, 2517 nucleotides. RefSeq lists its product as uncharacterized. NCBI's taxonomy places the organism in Eukaryota, Metazoa, Chordata, Actinopteri, Cypriniformes, Cobitidae. The record is from RefSeq and is a predicted model, not a curated record.
CAGAUGAAAAGAGUAACACAACGCGUUAUAAGAAAAAAAUGACCACUUUAGAAAUUUACUUAUCAUGGUUGAAAACAGCUUUCUAGACCUACACACGGAAAACGGUGACGAAAUAAUGCGAUAUAUUCAUCAGGUCUGUCAAGGGUUUGUGUACUAAAGAUGCUGUCAGAGUUUGGGAUGCAAAUGUUAUCAGGGCUCAGAGAAAAUCACAUGGUUUCUUUUGCCCCGCGUUACUUUUUGAUUGAUUGAUUACAUCUCAUUUUGCUUUACUGUUUGGUUUUACAGUGUAGUUGUGAUUGAUUGGGUGUCUGUUGUAUUAAUAAACCCAAUGUAUAUGCAAGCAUUAGCUGUGAGGUUAAAAGACAUGUAGUCUGUCAAUCACAAAAGUGGGCAGUCACACUGAAGUCUUAAAAAAGAAACACACUUUUGAAGAGCUCUUAACUAUUUCUGUACAUUGGCCACAUGAAUUUGGACUUCGUGCAAUAAACGCAUAUCAGUUUCAUUUCCUUGUGUCAUUAUAGGAUGCUGUAACUUAAAACAGAACAAACUCACCAGCCAUCUUACAAGGAACUACAAAAGAAGAACAUUAAACAGGAACACAUCAGUGUUUGACUGAUAAAGGCCUUUCAUAGAGAAUGCAGCACUGAAGAUCUAAUGAUGAUCUGUUGUUUCAACAUUUGCUGUUUUACUGUGCUGUGAAUCAUUUAUCAGUGUGGUCUGAAUGUCACCUUUUUUCCUAGCUGCUUUUUAUUCAUUUUCAUGGGAAAUUUUGCUUUAGUGUUUUUCAACGUGCAUCUAGUUGUCCACUGUGCUUCAGUUACUGUACAAACAAUGGCUGCAUGAGACUGUUUCUGCUUACUGGCCAGUUGAAAACAGGAGAACCAUUAAAGAAACCGUUAUUUUUACAACUGAAUGUGAUGUUGAAGAUACACAGCAACAGUUUAACACAUCAAAACUAUUUUUGUUCAUACUAGUCACAUGAGUUUAAUUUUUACACUCUGAUCUCAGUUCUGCUUUAUUCGUUUAAGUCUCACUAGCGUUAAAACAGAAAAGCAGAUCAGGACAGAGCAGAACAGAACAGAACAGCAAGAUACAAGGAGCUACAGCAACAUUCAUCAAAGAAUAAUUUGACAGUGUUUUAAUAUAAAAGACCUAAAAUGUCUAAAAAUACUUAUGAAAAUGUGCACAAGAGUGAGAUUCAGACCAUGGACAAAGAAAGAGAGGAGAUGAUCUAUGAGAAUGAUGGUUAUGUCAGGACACAGACGGACUACAAUACAAACAGACAACAACCACUUCAGUGUUCAGGAAGUUUCAGAUCAGUUACAGUGUGUUUGGUGCUGCUGUGUGUUCUUCUACUGACUGCAGUCAUAGUGCUGUGUGUCCUCAUCAAUACAAACAAUCAACAGUUUAACAUCAAGACCAAAAACAUCACAGAAGAGAGAGACCAGCUUCUAACCAAAUAUACCAACAUCACAGAAGAGAGAGACUUGCUACUAACCAAAUAUACCAACAUCACAGAAGAGAGAAACCAGCUACAAACCAAAAAUACCAACAUCACAGAAGAGAGAGACCAACUACUGUUUAAAUACAUAACCACGACAAAAGAAAAGGAUGCAUUAUUAAUUAACAAUAACAAACAAACAGAGAAGAUAAAUGAACUGUGGAGGACUCUAAAUGCAGCAGAUGGAUGGAUUUACUAUAAAUCCAGUUUGUACUUCAUUUCUUCUGGGAAGAAGACCUGGAGUGGGAGCAGAAGUUACUGUAGAGAGAGAGGAGCAGAUCUGAUCAUCAUUAACAACAAAGAGGAACAAGAUUUUAUUAUGAACAAUUAUGGUACGGACAAUCUCUGGAUUGGUUUGUCUGACAGUGACGUAGAGGGCAGAUGGAAAUGGGUUGAUGGAAGCCCAUUGACCUCUAGCUUCUGGGCAUCUGUAGAACCCAACAGUAAUGGAGGUGAUGAAGACUGUGCUCUGUUUGAGUCAACAGGUUGGGCUGAUUACCCAUGUACUCAUUCUUUUAAAUGGAUUUGUGAGAGAAAGAUAUUAAAAUGAGUUUUUAAAUGACAUAUAUGUUCAUUUAGUAAACUUUGAAUCAUUUUAGACUUUCCAAGUAGUCUUAAAAUCAAAUGUAUACUGUAUAAGUUCCAGUUCCUACCACAUUCCAAAAUACAUGCAAAUUAGGUUAAUUGGAGAUGUCAAAUUGGCCUUCCCUGACGUGUGCAUAAAAUGGUGCUAAAUAGUACUAAAAUCUCAAAUCAUGUGGGAACCAUUUUAGUGCUACAGAGCACCCAUAUAGCACCUCUGUAGAACCAUAAGUGGCGCUAAAGCAUGACUAUACUGUAGCACCACUUAUGGUUCAACAAAGAACAAUAUAAUGCUACACAGGUUCUACAUAGGUGAUGUUUAGCACUAAAAAUGGUUCCCCUAUGAUUAUGAGCCAGUGAACCACUUUUAGUACUGUUUACUGUAGAUGUGUGGAUUAACUUGUAUCUGUGUAGAUAAACUUGUGUGGAUUAAU